AUGGCAGAUCAGGUGAAUGAUAAGAACGAGGAAGAUAAUGCUGAGCUACGUGAUAGAAAAUCAGUUGACAAUUCGGAAUUGCAGCAAUUCACAUCCGGAUUUAAUAUUAUACAAGUUAACGAAGCAAUAAAUUCUCAAGGAAAUCGGAAUAAAUUCCAACAAGGGAAUAACUUUUACUCUCAACAACCGUUUAUUGUACCGGUUUGUAAGAUACCUGAUAAAACUGAAAUUCGACAGCAAAUUCCGUUUGAAUUCGAAAAUUAUGCAAAUCAAGUUUUGGGAGAGAAACUGAUACAAUCGUUUGUUGGAGCUAAUAAUACUGAAGAUAAAAUAGAUUUUGUGCUUCCUCAGGUAACUGGCAGUAAUUUGAAUGAUCAACAAACGAUGAGCAAUGAGAUCAUAAACAUUUCGGAUCCAGUCAAAAAUUUUCUGCCGGAGUUGAAAAACGAAAAACAUACAAAAUUUGGAAUUUUACAUGAUGACGAAAGCUCGGGAAGAAAUGGAACAGAAAUAAAUAAUGAAAUGAUGAAUAAGAAUUCGGAAAAUCGGAAUUUUGAACAUCAACAGCUCGAGAAAUGUGGAGCGACAUCUAACAUUUUUAAUACAGACAAUAUUGAGCAACAAAAUCCAACUGGUGAAUUAGUUCCGAAAACUAACAGAAAUGUGGUUCCUGAAAAUAAACAGGAUUUUACGACAAGAACAAUUUUCAUCGGACUUCAAUUCAUUGAUGGAAAAUUAUUUGAUGUGAUUGGUAGUUUAUAUAAUGAUACUAAUGAUCCUGAACAAGGACAUUAUAUCUCAAUGAUAGAAAACCAAAAACCGAUAGAAGCAGAAAUUCCAUGUGAAAUAUUACAUUUAGUGUCAGGAAAUAAUGAGAAAUCUCAACAGACUUCAAAUAAUGCAACAUUUUCCGAAACGGUUCAUUCAGAAGAACCUCUUGCAAGAGGAGGUCAUGCGGAAUUAGAGUAUUUUUCACCGGAAAUUAUAGCUGAGAUGGAAGAAAUUGAGAAAGAUAUGAUCCACUUAACAACGACUGACAAAGCUUAUCAUAUCAGGGAAGAAAUCCCCUUAAUGCAAGAUGAACUUGAAACAACUUCCACUAACGAAGAAUGUUUGAAAAACUUCGACUUUGCCGAGAAUAAAUUGGAAUUCGUUGUAGAACAAAAUGAAGUUAACUCUAUAAAAGAACUUACGGAAUCAUCGGUGUCAGAAUGUAAUCCAAAAAAUGCGAAUCAAAAGAUUUCGAAAGAAAUUGAGCCAGAAGCAAAAUUUGUAUCAUGUAAUGUUAACAAAAGUUCUGAGCAGUGUCUGAUGGAUGUGAAGUCAGUGCAAGAUGUUGAAAAACCUAAAAAUAUAAAUGAAAUUCAAAAUGAAAAACCGAUUGAAAACGAAAAAUCUCAUGAACAUGAAUAUUAUGAAGAACAACAGGAAAAAGCAACAGAUGCUGAGAUUGAAGGUAACACAAAAGCUCCGAAUAAAUCAUUGGAAAUGAUUUUGGAUGAGAGGAAGGAGGAAAUUUUUGACGUUAAUACUUCCAUUGAUGAAAAUAAGAUAGUGUCAGAAAAAGGGAAAAAGUCGGAUUUUGCAUCAAAUAUUUCGGAUCACAAAAAACAUGAAAUGGCUAAUCAACAAAGUGAUAAAAAUACUGCAGUAAAUAAAGCGACGACUGCAAUUAAAGCAAAAUCUCCUGGAUCUUCUGAAUCCCUAAAAAAGGAUGUGAAGAAAAACUCCCUAAGGACUAUUUCAAAUAUUAAGCAAUCGCCACAAAACGUAUCGAAAAAUAUUGGUAAAAAUAUUUCAAAUGUUAUGCUACCUAAAUCAAGCAUAAAAACAAUCAAGAAAACAUUGCCAACAACUACUACAGCAAAAAUGGUACCGCCAACAUUGAAAGAUUCUAAAAAAGGCAAUCAUAUGAUAAAUGAUAAGAAAUUGAUAACACAAUCAGCUGCUACUGCUACUUUACCUUUAAUUUCAACAAAAACUGCAACUUUAAUGGAAAGAAAUGUUAAAGAAGCUGGAUUGAAAUAUCGUAAAAAUAUUGCUAAUAGUAGCAAUGUUAAGGUAACAAAACGAAAUGUUACGCCAAUAGUAACAUCAAAAUUAACUCAAAGCGCAAAAUCACAAUCGAACAAAGAUGAUAAAAUAAAUGCGAAGAAUAGAUCAAAGGAUAUUAUCAAUGAAAAUCAGAAAAUAACAAAAGAAUUGGAAAAUGGCAAAAAAGAAUUGAUAGGAAAGAUAAAGAAAAUUGGAAUUAUCGAUUUUGAACCGUUAAUUUGGACGGAAAUUUUAGUGCCAACAUAUGAAGAAAUUUGGAGAAACUACGAAUCAACAGAUCAGAUGAUCGAUAAAACUGGUUUAGAAUCUGAAAAAGUGAUAGAAAAAAAAAUUGAGAAUUUAGAAACCAAUAAUUUGGAAUCAAUAUGGGAAAUGAGGAAGAAUUCAGAAUUUACAAAUGUUGAAGUUAUAAAAUCGAUUGAUUUAUUGAAUAGAGAUGAAAUUAGUGUUUCAGAAUGUUUUAUUUCAUCAAAUGACAAAAAGGAAGAAUUCAUUCCGGAUGAUCUUUCCGAUUCUUUAAGAACAAAAAAAGAAGGAGAAGGCAAUGAAAAAGUAGCUGUUGAAGAGGAAAUAUUAGUGGAAGAUGAUAAUGGAAAGCGUGAAAUUGAAAUUUGUGGUUCAAUCUCAAUUAAACCUUCUGAAACGACGGAAAUGUCACUAAAUGUGAGAUCACAAAUUUUCUUUCAGCAAAAAAUUUCCGAUACUAUAUUAGGAGAAAGUAUUGGAGGUGAUGGUAAUUCUCAUGAAAAUAGGAGAGACGAAAUAGUGGAAGGAUUUGAACCGAAUCUACCGGAAACACAACAUGAAGCGGAAACUAUUACUAAUAAUGAAACCGUUAAAAUGAUUAUUUCUGAUGAUUCAGACAAAAUCGACGGAAUAAAUGAUAUAAAUGGUAAUGAAAAAGAAAUGAUACUAUCGGAAGAGGAGGUAAAAGCAGAGCGAAGUGAUAGUGGUAAAGAAUUAGGAAAAACUGAAGAAAAAACGACAGUGUCAGAGAGAUUAGGCUCUAAAGAACAGAUGCAACCGAAGCUGGAAACAAAUGAUGAUCGUAAAAAUGGUGAAAAAUUUUGUAGUAAGCAAUAUCACCGGCGAAAUCAAUUUGGUGGGAUGUAUUCAGAUGCGCCAAAAGAACAUAGGCAUAAUGUUACCGGAAAGAAUAUUUCACAUAAGCAUCUGGAAAUCGAUGGGGAACAAAAUCAUCCACAACAACAAUACCAUGAAAUUUCUAAUAAUGACGAAUUACAAUGUAAUUCACAGCAACAAUCAAAUGGAAAUCAGAAUCAUUCACAGAAGCAACAGCAACAACAAUCGGAUGAUAUUAGUAGCAGAUACAAUCGGAACUAUUCCGGUCAACAAGGAUACAAGAAACGAAACAAACGAAGUAAGAAAUCACGUAACUGGUAA
This is a messenger RNA of Cercopithifilaria johnstoni, 3459 nucleotides long. The record is from the annotation of a GenBank genome assembly. Lineage: Eukaryota; Metazoa; Nematoda; Chromadorea; Rhabditida; Onchocercidae.